Molecule: messenger RNA, 1987 nt
Organism: Annulohypoxylon truncatum
Lineage: Eukaryota; Fungi; Ascomycota; Sordariomycetes; Xylariales; Hypoxylaceae
Product: Formamidopyrimidine-DNA glycosylase N-terminal domain-containing protein
Exons: 2
Coding region: 431-1636 (401 amino acids)
Biological process (GO): base-excision repair
Cellular component (GO): nucleus
Molecular function (GO): zinc ion binding; DNA N-glycosylase activity; damaged DNA binding
Source: RefSeq, a predicted model, not a curated record
GCACAGAAUGGUUUCUUUGUAUCCAUAAGUCGGCAUUACUCUCUUCAAUGCAAGUUCAUUACAAGAUUACUAAUUAUGAGUUAUGAUAUCAAAUUCUAUCUGCAACUUUACUAGGCAAUCCUCUUAAAAGCUCAAAAAGCCUUAGAGAUGGAUACGUAUGUACUUCGUACCCUGUAACUUGUCAGAUCUCAAUGCCAGAAAUCCAAGGCUGCCAGAUCUGAUUGAGUCAGACGGCCGUUGCCGAAACCCAUGCACGGUCUAUGAAGCUGCGGCACGUAAUGUACAUUAGGUAGGCAUCCACGGGAUUGUUUUAUUUACUUUUCAAGAUAUCGUAUGUCAUCACUUAUUCUAGACAAAAAUAUUAGUGAUAUUCAAUUUUAGACUUGGCAUUUUGAAAAUAAUUCAUUAAUUGUAAGUCCGGACUCCGACAAUGCCUGAAAUUGCCGAAGUUGCCCGCGUUGUUUACUACCUACGCCAAAAUCUAAUAGGGAAGACCAUAAAAAAGGUGUUGGCCCCAGAUGAUAAUAAUAUCUUCGGUAAAGUCGGUACGAGCGGCCCUGCGUUCGAGAAGGCUCUCACCGGGAAGAAGGUAGUAGAUGUCGGGAGUCAGGGGAAAUACUUCUGGAUGGUAUUCUCCGCGCCGCCGCACACCGUCCUGCACCUAGGAAUGACGGGCUGGGUCGAAAUUCGGGGCAAGCAGACCGGUUACUCACGCCAUGUCGAGAGGACGAAGGGAAAUGGAGAACAAUGGCCCCCUAAAUUUUGGAAAUUUCAUUUCGAAACUGAUGAUCCUAAAGUCGAGGUCGCCUAUAUCGACUCUAGGCGCUUCGGCCGCGUACGUCUAGUUGAUUGUCCCGGAGAGGAUAUUAGAAAGCAUUCGCCUCUGGUUGAGAACGGGCCGGAUCCCGUUGUCGAUAAGGACAUAUUUACCGAAAACUUCUUACGGCAGAAAAUGAGAAGUAGACAUGUCCCGGUCAAGGCCUUGCUACUAGACCAGGCGACAAUUAGCGGGAUUGGCAAUUGGGUCGGCGAUGAGGUCUUGUAUCAAGCCAAACUUCACCCGGAGCAAUACUGCGAUGACUUCGAUGACGCAGACAUCGGCGCCCUAUAUAAAGCCAUUCGAUACGUAUGUGAGACCGCGGUCGAAAAGUUAGGAGAUUCGGACCUGUUUCCCGAAGAUUGGCUAUUCAAGCACCGAUGGGGCAAAGGGAAGAAAGAUUCACCAACCACUCUCCCGAACGGCGACAAGAUUAUUCACAUCACUGUUGGCGGGCGAACAAGCUGCGUGGUUCCUAGCGUACAGAAGAAGAGAGGACGCACGACCAUUGACAACGCUAAGGGGGAGCCCACGCCGUCGGAAGAGGAAAAGGAAACAGAGAGCCGAUUCUUCAAGGGCAAGAACAAGAACAAGAAAGAGACCAAUAGUGAUGCAGAAGCGGAAGGACGAUCUAGCAAGAAGGCUAAAACUGCAAAGUCGAAACCCGUCAAGAAGGAAGAGGAGGAGGAGGAGGAUCCAAAACUUGCCAUCAAAGCAUCGCGCAAGUCCAAUAAGCCGAAGAAAGAGGAGAAGCCAGUCGAGCCUUCGCCAGAGCUUGGAAGGAGGCGGUCGAGUAGACUUAGCCGUGCCGCGGCGUAGCUUAGAAAGUUCAACCUUUCAUAACGCGGAAGCGUAAUCUCUAUGUAAUAAGGUCGUAUGACGUCUAGGCCAUACAUGUAUAGUUCAAAUUGACUGGCUUAUAUUCAUAAUGGGAACAUUUCUGGUACUCAAUACCAAAACACAGACAAUGGUAUAGCGAAGAAUUGGAAUGUAGCUGACACCUCACGUCCACUCUCCUGAGCUUAUAUUCGGAUGACGAGAGCGGGUCAGUUUGAAGCUAUCUAUAUGCUUCAUCCGAUUAAUUCAGUCCAGCUCACAGACAUUCUUACCUCAUGUAUGCUUAGUCUGGAGUCAUAUCAUUCUCUAACAAACCUCGUCCCGUAACUCAAC